Messenger RNA from Pararge aegeria (speckled wood butterfly), 505 nucleotides. It is a transcript of the gene l(2)37Cg, whose product is annotated as probable DNA-directed RNA polymerases I and III subunit RPAC2. The transcript has 4 exons. Bases 191 to 493 code for a protein of 100 amino acids. Gene Ontology annotation, biological process: DNA-templated transcription. Lineage: Eukaryota; Metazoa; Arthropoda; Insecta; Lepidoptera; Nymphalidae. The record is from RefSeq and is a predicted model, not a curated record. Gene Ontology annotation, cellular component: RNA polymerase III complex; RNA polymerase I complex. Gene Ontology annotation, molecular function: protein dimerization activity; DNA-directed RNA polymerase activity; DNA binding.
GUGCAUGAAAUCAAAAAUCAAAACCUGUGAUCAUAACAAUGAAACUUACCUCACUUGGAAAGCUAUAAAUUAUAAAACUUAACAACUAACCACGUUGAACUAAAUCCUAAAUCCGAAUCGAUUAGAAUUUAAAACUCAAUAGGUGCUAAACCCAGUACAAUACAUUUACCGCGACAGAAUUAGAUAAAAAAUGAAGAUUUCUGAGCUACCAGGCGAUGAGGAUUCUGGAGUGACUUGUCGAACAUACGUCUUCCAAAAUGAAAGUCACACUUUGGGAAAUGCUUUAAAAUGUAUAAUAAAUAGAUAUGAAGAUGUCCAGUUUUGUGGCUACACAGUCCCUCACCCAGCAGAGGAUAAAAUGCAUUUUAGGAUACAAACCCAGGAAACACCAGCACUAGAAGUUUUAAAAAGAGGCCUUAAAGAUUUACAGAAAGUAUGCGAUCAUACAAUACAAUCAUUUGAAAAGGAGGUAAAAGAGUUUAAUAAAACAUAAAUUAACAGAAAA